Molecule: messenger RNA, 1831 nt
Organism: Blepharisma stoltei
Lineage: Eukaryota; Ciliophora; Heterotrichea; Heterotrichida; Blepharismidae
Source: the annotation of a GenBank genome assembly
AUGCAAAGAGAGGAAUUUUCAUAUAAUGCAAAGCUUGCUGACUCCCUUGCUUUAAAUUGAAUAAAAAAUCCCCCUCGAAUUUAAAGGCAGUUAAUUUUUUUUAAAAUUAAAAAUACUUAAUUUGCAUCAUAUUUAUAUUUAUGAAAAUUAAUCAGAUUUAACAUGGAAAAAAUUCUUAUAAUUUCUAUUGAAAAAAUGGAAAUUUUACCUCCAUUUUGCUCCUUAUUUAAAAGUAGGAGUGAGCACUCUGAAAGAUAUGGAGACAUGAUAGCCUCAAUGAAAAGCUUAAUUGACGAGGCCAAUGGAGAUAUCAAUAACGAAGAAAGGACACUUCUUAGCGUUGCAUAUAAGCAAGCAGUCGGAGAACGCAGGAAUGCAUAUCGUAUAAUCAGCAGCUAUGAACAAAAACAAAAAUCUAGAGGGCAAGGUAACUUACUCCCCUUUAAGGGCCAUUAGCUUUUUUUGCUCACUCUUAAAGGGGUUUAUUUUUAUAUUUUUAAAAAAAAAAUUAUAAUAAAAGUAGUUUUAAAAUUUUAAAAAUCUAAAUUUGUAAAUAUAUCAUAGAUAUUAUUAAUUGUUUUUGCAUAAAUAAUUUAUAUUGAAAAUGCUAUCUAGCAAAUAAAUAUUUUCUCAAAAAUAAGCAUCUUCUAGCUGCUUUGCUCACUCUUAAAGUAGGAGUUAGAAAUCACUCAAGAAUACAAGGAAAAAAUUAAUAAAGAGCUUCAUGCCCUCUGCUCAGAAAUAAUCUGUCUGAUCGAAAGCAAUUUCUAAUUGAAAAACUUACAAGCAAAUAUUGUAUAGAAAUAAAUUAUUCUAAUUUUUCACUCCAUGCAUCUGUUAGUAAAUUAAUGAUUUUGCUUAUUAAAAAAUGUUUGUCUGGAUAGUUGAGGAAAAUAAAUAAGAUCAAUUUCUCUCAAUCAAAAUUUUUUGUCUGAUCGACCAAAAACUAUUGCGUGAUAGCGAUCCAGAUGAUAUCAAGCUCUUCUAUAUCAAAAUGAAAGCUGACUAUUACAGAUAUAUGUCAGAGUCAGGAGAUGCUGCUGCAGUAGAAAGCAGUAAUGAAGCAUAUCAGCAGGCCUCAGAUGUGGCGAAGAAUUUACCAGCAAACAAUCCAAUCCGCAUUGGCUUGGCAUUGAAUUAUUCAGUAUUUAAAUACGAAGUGCUUAAGGAAACUGCUCAAGCAAUUGAGUUAGCGAAGUCAGCUUUUGAUGAAGCGUUACCUCAGCUUGAUGAUUUGGAUGAAAGAGCAUAUAAAGAAGCCACAUCAAUACUUGGCUUGAUUAAAGACAAUCAUAUUAAAAUAGUGUGUCAAAUCAAUCUGGCCUCUUUACUUCUGUAGCCGGUUCGCUAAAGAAGAGGGAGACCUUAAGGAAGUAAGGGAGGAGUCCGAUAUGUGCAUUCAGCAAGGUUUUACUGAUGCAGACUUGACAGCAAUGCCCAGUUGUCAGUCAAUUAAUCAAUUUCUGGGCAGAUUUUCUAAUGAGGAAACAGGACACAGUGCUGGGAAGGUUUUUUUUUUCAGCAGUUCUUAAGGGUGUUUCUCGGCCGAUAUGGACAUUUACCCAGCACAAUUCCGAGUUUUGUGUCCUUGACUUGAGCUUCCAUUCUUGCAGACAGCUAACUCGUAAAUUCGAAGUUUUCCAUUGUACACAAUUCUGUGACACCCUGCAAGGUGAUACAAACCCUCUGAUUUGGGGAGCAAAUGGGUCCAUCGUCUAGAAGGAAUAACAAAGCACUAGGUUGCGUGCGGACUGGUGAUCAAACGUUAGAAGGCAAUACUAAUAAUUAAGACAAUCUAGCAUUGUGGACUAGUGAAGAAGAAGCAGACUAA